AUGCCUGGGAACAAGUGUAAUGACAACUCACAAGUCCCUAGUACUCGAAUAGCGAGGCUCUUAAGAGAUAGAGAGCUAAGAAGAAGCAGCAGAGCUUCUUCUUCAAGUGAUGGUACUGAUGGUAACAUAGGGUCUGAGGUCUUUGAGAACGAUAGCUCUGCAUCUUCCUAUGUGGAACAAUAUUUAGAAAACAUUGCACAAGCACAUAAUAAAGGGUGGGAAAGUCCCGACGGAAGGCCUAUCAGACAAAGAUUGUUAGUGGUUGCUAACAGACUUCCUGUAUCUGCAGUUCGGAAAGAUAAAGAUUCCUGGUUGCUAGAGAUAAAUGCAGGGGGUCUAGUAAGCGCUCUUCUUGGAGUAAAGGAUUUUGAGGCACGGUGGAUUGGCUGGGCAGGUGUAAAUGUGCCAGAUGAGGUUGGGCAGAAGGCUCUUACUAAAGCACUAGCUGAAAAGAGGUGCAUCCCUGUUUUCCUUGAUGAAGAAAUUGUUCAUCAGUACUACAAUGGCUACUACCUUCAGUAA
Messenger RNA from Olea europaea var. sylvestris, 522 nucleotides. Its product is annotated as alpha,alpha-trehalose-phosphate synthase [UDP-forming] 1-like. The coding region runs from base 1 to 522 and encodes 173 amino acids. The transcript is spliced from 4 exons. Gene Ontology annotation, biological process: trehalose biosynthetic process. Gene Ontology annotation, cellular component: cytosol. NCBI's taxonomy places the organism in Eukaryota, Viridiplantae, Streptophyta, Magnoliopsida, Lamiales, Oleaceae. Gene Ontology annotation, molecular function: catalytic activity. The record is from RefSeq and is a predicted model, not a curated record.